AUCCUUCGUUCGUCCCAAACGUUAGCGAAGAUAUCUGAAUCGAAACAAACGCCGGUGGCCUGUGGAGAAAGAAGAAUGGGAGGAAAGGUUAGAUACGUGAGCAAUUCAGUGUCAACGCGGAAGCCAGCUAGCAGCACAUCCUACGCAUCCUGUCCAUUAGAGUGUGCAGAGCCACACCAUCUACGAAGCUGCCCGAAGUUCUGCAAAGGAGACGUAAAGUUCCGGCGUGAAGUGAUUGCGAAGCAUAAACUAUGCUUCAACUGUUUGAACCCGAAUCAUCAGGUACGGUCGUGCAAUUCCGUCUUCCGUUGCAACAAGUGCAACGCACGUCAUCACAGCAUGUUGCACGACGAUUCACCGCCACAGGUAACCAUGAACGUAGGUUCGAGCAAUGAAAUUGUGGUUCUCGAAACGGUGGUUCUCUGGUUAGUCGAUGACCAUGGCAUUCGGCAUGAAGCACGAGCGUUGUUGGAUUCAGGAUCCAUGUGCAAUAUCGUGUCCGAAUCCCUAGCGCGGAAGCUGCUGACACGUCGUACAAAGAUCAACGUUGCAUUGACAGGUAUCGGUGAGGGUGUUCAGUAAGGCAAGGGUUCGAUCAUCGCAACGGUGCAGUCAAAGUCAGCGCCAUUUUCGUCGCCACUUGAGUUCCUGAUAGUGAACUCCCCUUGUGCUGAGAUACCGACUGCCCCAAUCGAUGUUGCUGGUUGGAAAUUCCCUGACGUUCCGUUGGCUGAUCCUGCCUUUAACCUUCCUUCAAGAGUUGAUGUGAUCAUUGGG
Messenger RNA from Anopheles stephensi (Asian malaria mosquito), 777 nucleotides. RefSeq lists its product as uncharacterized. NCBI's taxonomy places the organism in Eukaryota, Metazoa, Arthropoda, Insecta, Diptera, Culicidae. The record is from RefSeq and is a predicted model, not a curated record. Bases 76 to 582 code for a protein of 168 amino acids. The transcript has 2 exons.